AACAAUUAGUUGAGAGCGCGAGUGAGUUAUGCCUGUGUAGGUUUUGUUUUUUAUUUGUGUGACGUCAUUGUUUUCGACUGCCAGUAAACGACGCAAUUGCAUUUUACGUGAAAAUGGAUUUAAAAUGAGAAUUGUUUUCGUAAACAAGACGACUAUAGCACAAGAUGUCUGCGGAGUCGCCGCGACACGUGCGCUCGGGCGGGCCGCUCACGGUGCCGUCGCGACCGCCCAGUGACCGCAGCAUCAUCGACGCCGUCUCCGGGUUCAUCAACGAUGUCACUCUGUCCUCUUCCUCUUCUGUAGACCCUAAGGAUGUUAUACAGUGGGCGCGGUUCGAAACCGCCGAUAUAAACGAGCCCACGCCAGAAGGGGACAGUGAUAAUGACAUAUCCCCCCUCCUUCUCAUCCUGGGCUACGGGUCCGGGGUGCAGGUGUGGCUGAUCCCGCCCUCCGGCGAGGCUCAGGAGGUGUUGUCAUGGCGACAAGGCACAGUGAGGGUGCUCCGUAUACUGCCAACUCCGCAGCACGGCGACUGCUUCGCGUCGAAAAGGCCCCUCAUCGCCUUGUGUGACUCCGCCAGUCCUGGACCUACAUUCUGCUCGCUCAGUUUUAUAUCUAUUCGAGGUGGUGAGCAGGUAAAAAGCAUUAAAUUCAAGAACCCCAUCUUAGACGUGUUAGCUAAUAAGCGUUCCGUGGUAGUCUCCUUCUCGGAACGGUUCGCAGUCUUCGACGCAGCCACUCUGGAAGACCGUAUGGCUGUGACCACUUGCUAUCCGUGCCCCUGUCCCCUCAGGGGCAGUUCCCCCAACCCUCUGACCUUGGGGGACCGCUGGUUGGCAUAUGCUGAUAAGAAGCUCAACCAGUCUAAGAGAAGCAGUGGCGGGUGCGAAGCGGAAGGUGUGACCAGCUACACGGCGACCGUACUCCACGCGGCCAAGUCCUUGAGCAAGGGUCUACGUGGGCUGGGCGAGAGCGUCGCGCACAGUCUCUCCGGAGGCAGAAGCACCUCGCAGUCGCCCUCGCCUCCCAACGCGGACAUACAGCAGCCUGGGAUAGUCACCGUGCUGGAUAUUGAGGGUUUAGACGACGAAGAGGGCCAAGACAGCGAAGAUCAAUGCGACCCAAUCGUAGCUCACUUCGUGGCGCACUCGGAAGCGAUCAUUGCCCUGAAGUUCGACGCGAGUGGCAUGCUGUUGGUGACAGCUGACCGCCGCGGCCAUGACUUCCACGUGUUCCGCAUCAACCCGCACCCCUGCGGGCCGAGCCUCGCGUCUGUUCACCAUCUUUAUAUAUUGCACAGAGGUGAUACUACGGCGAAGGUUCAGGACAUCGCGAUCUCGGGCGACGCGCGCUGGGCGGCGGUGAGCACGCUGCGCGGCACGACGCACGUGUUCGCCGUGAGUCCGUACGGCGGGCCGGCCGGCGUGCGCACGCACUCGCAGCCGCGCGUCGUCAACCGCCUCUCGCGCUUCCACCGCUCCGCCGGCCUGCCCAUCCACGCCGCCGCGCACAAGCGCGCCUCCGCCAGCCCCGUUGGUGACGGCCUCUCUCAUGGAGCGUGGUACCCUAACCCGCGCUUGCCGCCGUAUCCGCUGCCCACUACAUGCACUCCCCUGGCACAGAUACGUCCAACGGCCAAUUUGCCGACGCACACCAUCACUAGAAACAGCUCAGGUCGUCAGCGUCUAUCAUCUGGGUCGGAGGAAGGCAGCAGUGCGCCCUUGCUGGCGCGUGCCCGCUUCGGUCCCGUGGGCGUGGUGGCGGGCGGCGUGGGCGUGGCGGGCGUGGGAGGGGCGCCGCGCCGCCCCGCCCCCUCCGCGCCCGUCGCCGCGCUCUACCUCAUGGCGGCCGACGGCUCGCUGCUACAUCUGCUGCUGCAUCCCAGGCCGCUGUCUAGUAUCCCGAAGGAGAAGAUCUGCGACGAGUCUGCGAUCGAGCUGGAGGUGGAGGCGGUGUCGCAGUGGCCGCUGCAGCGCCCCGCGGCGGCGGCCGACCUGCUGGCGCCGCUGCCGCCCUCCAACCCGCUGCUGCAGCCGCUCACCUGCCGGAGGUGUGCGGACAUAUGCAUGAGUGAAGAGGAAAGAUGGUUAUCGCAAGUAGAGAUAGUGACGCACGCGGGCCCGCACCGUCGGCUCUGGAUGGGGCCGCAGUUCGUCUUCAAAACUUACAAUCUCACUGGGUCGAACUCGUCGCUGUCGGAGGCGGAGACGGUGGAGGUGGAGGCGGGCGGCGUGGCGCGGUCCAACCCCGUGAACAUGCCGGGCGCGAGGCCGCUCGUGCCCGUGCUCGUCGACUCCGGGUCUGCCAGUAAGCACCAAGCAUACAACAUUUUUUUUUUGGGACUCCCGCCCAGCUCCCACCACUACAACUCCUGGAAGCCAGGAUCAGCAAUGGCACGCGUUUUAAGACAACGAGCUCGGCGAGUCUCAGGGAAAACUAUAUCAUCCUGAUAGGGAUACUAUGUC
Molecule: messenger RNA, 2465 nt
Organism: Manduca sexta (tobacco hornworm)
Lineage: Eukaryota; Metazoa; Arthropoda; Insecta; Lepidoptera; Sphingidae
Product: breast carcinoma-amplified sequence 3 homolog
Biological process (GO): response to starvation; autophagy
Cellular component (GO): cytoplasm
Molecular function (GO): protein binding
Source: RefSeq, a predicted model, not a curated record